AAUGGGUGUUUGUUUUUACUCUCACCAGGAACCUUUGCUGAGAGGUAGCGGAGCAGCCUCAGGACAUCACCAUGAUGGAGGAUCACGCACCUGGCCAGGAAAAACACUUCUCCUCAGGCUAUCCCCUUCAGAUACCAGUCGAUGAUGGAUCGGAUGAGCCUGUUUCUGAAACAUCUGACGCUAAGAGCACCCCAACUACAGAAGAUGCCACAGCACCUUUAGUGGAGGAAGGAGACCACGAGGAUCAGGGUGGUGUGGAACAGCACGGGGAGAUCCCAGAAGGAACCACAGCUGAAGAGGCGGGCGUAGGAGCCACUCCCAGCCUGGAGGACCACGCUGCAGGAGAUGACACUCAAGGGGAGCCGAGCUCUCCAAAGCUCCAGCCCGGCCCUCAGGAGCGUGUGGGAGAGGCAGUAAAAGGAGACAGCCAGCCCCCAAAGCAGGGACCUGGGGGCCUUCAGCAGCCACUCCUGUCACGUGAAACGAAGGCUCCAGCAGCAGCAGCUCCCACCAGAAUUGAGGUCACCAUCCCAAUCCCCCUGGAUAUGUACCAAGGCUCCAGAGCAUCCGAAGGCAGCGGGGAGCUGUGGGAUCAUCGAGGCAGAGAAGGCAUUGGUGUGGAGCCAGAGCUGGGCCGGGAUGUGCUGGCAGGAGCAGGGGGCACAGGUGACCAUAAGGAUGGAGCACCUCCUUUGUGCACCAAAGCCCCAUUAAAAGAAGAUUCCAGUGGGCAGGAGAGGGAUGAGGAUCGUGAUAUUGAUGAAACUUCUGAGCGGGAUUUGCUGUCCCUGGUGGGUCAGCAGGUUUCACCAGGACCUGAAACAGGCUCGUGUCCAGCAACAGCCAAGAAGACUCUUGAAGAAUGUGAUAGAGAAGAGUCCAAAGAUGCCCCCAGAGACACCCCGAGAGAGGCAUCUGUGGCUGAAACUCAGUCACAGAAAGCAGGAGAGGACCAAGAGGAGAAGCAACAACCACUGGGGGGUGAAGGAGGUACAGAAGUCACCCCAUCAGAACCUUCUGAAACCAUCUCCCAAAAAGAAGCUGAGCCCGGGGAGGGAGAAGAUUCUGGACCCUUGCUAGAAACAGCCAAACUCCCUUCUGAGUUAAAAGGUGAUGUGGAAGACAAAGCUGCUGAGGUUGUGCCAGACACAGGAGAGUGCCAGACGCCCCAGAAGCAGCCCUGUGCCCCGGCUGCAGACAAAGCCAGCCGUGUCCCUCUCCUCAAAGGUCGUGUUGACAAGGAAGGGACCGAAGCUGAUGAAAAGAAACCCAAGAAAUCCUCACCUUCCACUGCCAAACCCCCAGGGGACAGACCCUCCAUCCCCCCCCACCGACACACCUCCUCUAGCACAGCCCCUCCGAAACCACCCUCCAGCCCUGCUCCUGCCUCUAAGCGAGUCCCUCCUGCCACACCCCGAGCUGCCAGUACAGGAACGCCAGAAAUGAAAGCCAAGGGCCCGGAGAUGAGGGGUGGCACGAAGACGGGCACGCCGCGCUCGGGGCAGGCGCAGAGGAACUCCACCAACGCCACGCGCAUCCCGGCAAAGACCCCCACGGCCCCCAAGACCCCUCCCAGCUCCGGCAGAAAGGAGCAGAAAAAACCACCUCCUGCAGCAGCAAAGACUGAGAAAGGUGAGCAGCCAAAGUCUGGAGACAGAAGCGGUUACAGCAGUCCCGGCUCCCCCGGGACUCCAGGCAGCCGUUCCCGCACCCCCUCUCUGCCCACCCCACCAGCCAGGGAGCCCAAGAAGGUGGCAGUGGUUCGCACCCCACCGAAAUCUCCGGCGUCUGCCAAGACCCGCAUCCAGCCCUCGGCCGCGCCCAUGCCCGACCUGAAAAACGUCAAGUCCAAAAUUGGCUCCACUGAAAACCUGAAGCACCAGCCCGGAGGUGGCAAGGUGCAGAUUAUUAAUAAGAAGCUGGACUUUAGCAGCGUUCAAUCCAAGUGUGGCUCAAAGGAUAAUAUCAAACACAUCCCGGGCGGAGGCAGUGUUCAAAUCGUUUACAAGCCAGUCGACCUGAGCCACGUGACAUCCAAAUGUGGUUCCCUGGGCAACAUCCAUCACAAACCAGGUGGAGGCCAGGUGGAGGUGAAAUCUGAGAAACUGGACUUCAAAGAUAAGGUGCAGUCGAAAAUUGGGUCCUUAGAUAACAUCAGCCACGUCCCUGGAGGAGGGAAUAAAAAGAGAGAGAAAGGCAAGGAAGACAAGACCCGGACCCCGAGCCCAGACCCCGCUGGGCUCCAGGCCCUGGUGCUGGAGCCGCCCACCCUCAUGGAGAGCCAGCUCCCAGCCUUGCACUCGGCUGGGGAGGGCACCAAUUGAGACCCACAAGCUGACCUUCCGCGAGAACGCCAAAGCCAAGACCGACCACGGCGCCGAAAUCGUCUACAAGUCCCCCACCAUCUCCGGAGAUGCCUCCCCGCGCCGCCUUAGCAACGUCUCCUCCACCGGCAGCAUCAACCUGGUGGACUCCCCCCAGCUGGCCACGCUAGCCGACGAGGUGUCUGCCUCGCUGGCCAAGCAGGGCUUGUGAUCGGGGCACGGCGGCGACCAGGAGAGAAGACAAGGAAAGGAAACAAAACAAAACAAAAAAAAAAAAAGGAAACAAAAAUAAUAAUCUGGCCUUCUUCCUCUGUUCCUUUUACAGCUGCUUCCCCGUCCCUAACUGGUUAAUGAUUUAACCUGCUUUUACUGUUCAUUCAGCUCUAGCUCCAGGACUUCAAAAUCAGUGACACUAUGAGGUACAAAACCUCCUCUCCCCCUGCUCCUCGGAGCGCACAGCCCGUCCCUGUCCCCACGCUCCCCCUCAUUCCCUGCCGCGUCCCUCACUGUCCCAGCCCUGCCCGGGACCACCCGGGGAGGGCGCCCGAGGGGACGGCCCCGCACGGCGCUGACCCGAGCACCCCACACCGGCACAGGGCAGCGGGUGGCCCUCAGGGAAGAGGCUGUGACCUUCCCACCCUCGUCCCCCCGAGGAUGGCCGGGCUGGCCUGAGGGCCGGGCGCGUCCUGGGUGCACAGCCAGGGACUGCGGGGAGGUGCCCUCCCUCCCUGCGUUAAAUUUGCCUGCUGAUUUGGAAGAAACCUUUUGUUUUUAUCUCCGAAAGCCGAGAUGUGUCUGAAGAUAACGGCCAGGUACCCCCCAACCCCGCUCUCAGCUCCGGCAGCUGGAGUACAGGCGAGCCCGGGGUACCCGCUGCGGAGGGGCCCCGACGGCCGUUCCCCUCUCCGUGGCUGUGCUGGAACCGCUGAGUGGAUGAGUAGAGGCUUUUCCCCAUUCCUUUGGCAGCCCCUCGUGUCGUAGAGUAGAUUUGUCUGUAUAUGCUUGGACCGUGCCAGGGUGAUUGUUUUCAUAAACGAGCAUGUGUUUGAAAAAAAAAAAAAUAAUAAAUGCUGUAAGUAGUUUUGAGCUGCCCCGCGCCGGCUCCGCCGCAGCCCAGCCGGGGGGGUCCGGGCAGCUCGGCCGGGCUCUGGGUUGUGCCAGCCCCGGGGUUGUGCCGGGGCAGCCCCGGCACUGCAUGUCUGCCGGGUGGGAGGUGGGCACAGAGCCGCUGCCCCGCGCCCCGGGGAGGGCCGGGGGCUGCGUUGGGCUCCCCGGGGGCUGCGUUGGGCUCCCCGGGGCCGGGCACCUCCCAGCCCCCCCGGGGCGUUGGGUGAGGGGCACUCACAGCUCCAGGGCUGGGAUGGCUCCUGGAUUUUGGGUGCAGCUUGUGACAUUUUUGGGUUGUUCUCUUUCUUUCCCUGCAAGGUCAGCUCAGCGAUGGCGGAGGCGGCAGCUCCGUGGCCCUGCUGUGCCGGUGGCAGCCGUAGGAGACCCCCGGGAGGACGCGGGGAAGGCGCGAGGGAGGUGCAGCAGCUCCCCCAGCCUGAGCUCGGGGCCCAGCGGCUGCUCCCUGGCACUGAACCCCCUGUCCGGGCGCUCCCCGGGUUUGAGUUGGCAGCGUGUCACCCCUCCCAGUGUCCCCUCACGCAGCACUGACCGCCCCCGGCACCGCUCAGGGACAGGAGCCGCUUAUUUCUUUUGCUACUUUUGUUCCUGUGGCUCCCUGGGGAGCACGAGGGGGUCCCGUGGCCGUCCCCACCUGCCCCUUCCCUCUACAACCAAAGAGACUGAGAUGCCACCAGUGCAGCUCUGUGUGUGUCCUCCCGCCCUGUGUCCCCCAGAGGCACCAGCCGAGCUCUGGGGGCACAGCUGGCAGAGGUGAGGGCAGAGGGGGCACCGUGUGGGCCCCAGACCGUGCACCCCAAGGGCUGUGCUGCAGGGAAAGCCGUGCUUUCCCAGCAUCGGAAUCCUGGUCUGGCGGGGCUGGCAGAGGGUCAUGCUGGGGCAUGGGGCCCUGGUCGUCCUUGGGGAGGUGGCUGGGUGCCACCAAGGCUGCCAGAGCAGCUGUUCCCGGGCAGAGCAGCGAUUCCUCCCAGGACAGGACUCACUCCCAUCCUGCAGGAGCUGCAGACCCGCCUUCGUGCGCCCUGUGCCUCCGGGGGGCUGCUGGAUGCCUGGCUGGGGCUGGGGGAUGGCUGUUCGGGGGGUUCAACCCUCCCCUCUGCAGCCCCAGGAGCUGCUUUACUGCUGGGGAGAGGCUGGUCCAGCAGCACCACCACGUCCAGCUCGUCUCUCUCCGUUCAGUUGACUCCAUGAUUGUAGCCGUGCUCUGUCCCCGACUCUGUAGCGCUGUAGGAGCCGCCGCGGUUUUUGUCCUCUGUAAAACGAGCAAGUGGGAGAACCCCGAAAGCAUCACCCCCUUUAUCCCUUUUGGGCUGCAGGACGGUGUAGCUGAGCUGGCCCACCCUGCCCUGUGCCACCCCCGGCCCCUCCGUGCAGCCCCCGAGGGACACCAGCACCCAGGGACGGGGACGUCCUUUGCGUGUGCCGAGCUCCAUGAGCAGCCCCUUCCCGCUGCGAGUGUCCUCAGCCCCGUCUGCCGUCCCCCUCCCGGGGGCUGGGGGGGGUCCCAGGACAGCCCUUUCCAUCCACCUCGUCGCCCGCUGUCCCCUCCACCAACCCGAGCCACGUCCCCAGCCCUGACCCUGCGUUCAGACCCAGGCCUGAGGGUCCCCGUGAGCAGCCUGACCCCCAGCUUUUCCUUUACUCCACACACAUCUUGGUCUGAAAAGGGUUAAAACCGGCACUGAUUAAAAAUAAAAUUAAAAAAAAAAUCCUAUUUCUGCACUCCAAAAAGGAUCUGGUUGUUAGCGAAGGUCGGUGCCAGCCUGUGUGGCGUUGGCAGCUCCGUUGCUCCCGCGCUGCGCCGGGGCAGGGAGGGAAGGUUUGAUCUCAGUGUAUCAUUCUAGCUUAGCUUCUGUCUGUGGGUGUCCAUAGUGUAUCGUGUGUUUAACAACUGGUUUACACUGUUGCCGUAAAAGUGAAUUUGGAAAUAAAGUCAUUACUACAAUAA
This is a messenger RNA of Neopelma chrysocephalum (saffron-crested tyrant-manakin), 5397 nucleotides long. It is a transcript of the gene MAPT, whose product is annotated as microtubule associated protein tau. The record is from RefSeq and is a predicted model, not a curated record. Gene Ontology annotation, molecular function: microtubule binding. The transcript is spliced from 15 exons. NCBI's taxonomy places the organism in Eukaryota, Metazoa, Chordata, Aves, Passeriformes, Pipridae. Gene Ontology annotation, biological process: neuron projection development; microtubule cytoskeleton organization. The coding region runs from base 72 to 2324 and encodes 750 amino acids. Gene Ontology annotation, cellular component: neuron projection.